Messenger RNA from Alternaria triticimaculans, 651 nucleotides. RefSeq lists its product as uncharacterized. The transcript has 2 exons. Lineage: Eukaryota; Fungi; Ascomycota; Dothideomycetes; Pleosporales; Pleosporaceae. The record is from RefSeq and is a predicted model, not a curated record. The coding region runs from base 1 to 651 and encodes 216 amino acids.
AUGGACUCAUUCCACAGACUCAAGACUGGCUUCGCCGCGCUCCCAGAAGAACUUCGCCUAGAAAUCUACAGAUGGGACGCAAAUUGUACGGUCCUCAACACCGUCCCGGAGAUCAAACAUGUACGUUGGAUGGCCACUGCAUACAAUUCCGACAUCACUGGAGUCAGCCCGGAGAUCCAGCAAGCUGCUGGUGACGCGUUGUGUGCGCUCGACCGACAGAAGGAAGCAGGCCUUGUAUUGCACUGUAAGGUCAUCAAACACCUCAUCUCGACGAUCCCCUUCACACCCAACCGCACCCAACACAGACAGUACACCUCACUUCCAGCACCAGUCACAGACAUGUCCGCACCACCGAAGCGCAAAUGGACCCGCGGCGGCAGAGGAGGAGGUCGUGGAGGCGGCGGCGGCGGCGGCGGUGACCGUACCAACGGCACACCUGGGCGAGGACCUGCGAACCCUCGCUCGGCCAUGUCGCAACAACCAAAACGUCCUAGAGUCGAAGACACACUGCCGAAGCCAGAUGCGGGCGUCGACGUACGACAGAUGUACAGCACUGCGGCCGGCGAUGCGGCACCGAAGCCCUUCGCCGACCUGAAGAACAAGCUACACCCAGCGUUGCUCAAUGGCUUGGACAAGAUGGGAUUUGAGUAA